AGACGCUGCGAGGGAGGGGCGAGCACUAAUCAAAACUGCAGGGGCACCGCCGUGCACGAUCCCACGUGCACUCAGAGGAGCAGAAAAACCGGGAUGGAGGCGAGGGUUGAAGACGAUCACCAAACAGACCCAGGAGACAUUCAGCAUUUUCAAAAGCAUGUGUUCAGGUGCAAGAAACCGUGGCGAGGAAACGAGAAGUGGCAGGUGAAAGCCGCCUGUUCGCAGCCUGACAGUCUCUGUCCCUGCGCCGCCAACAGGAAAAAAGGUCGAAAGCCCCCUCACCAGACUCAUCAGUGGCUCCCAUCUCCACCCUGACAAGGCUCCCUUUCCAUGUGUCAUCGCACUGAAAGGAAAAGUCACCUUCUUUCCUUUUAAUGAAUUCUUUCAUAAUGUAAAAAAUCUGGACGUAACAAAAGAGACUCUCCUUUUUAUUCUUUAAUGGAACCUCCCCUUGGUUUGCGACGAAGAGCCAGAAAAGACUCCAUAUAUCGGUUCUUUUAUUAUUCAUGGUGGACAGCUCCGGCUUUUGGAUGAGGUAAGAGUGGCAGUAAUGGAAGUUAAGGCAAAAUGUAGUUCUCCUUUUUAUUACUUUGGGGAGAAAAUUUGCUUUGAUUUGCUUUGAUCCUUUUUUUCUUAAAUGGAGGGGAAAAAGCAACACAGAAAGCCCAGUUUUAAUCCAUAAGAUUUUAUCCUUACAGGGCAAAGUUUGUAUUUAUGAAACACAUUGAAAGACUUUAGCCUGGUUUAGCUGAUCAUACAUGGUGAGUUUUGGCAUUUGUCUUGAAUCAAUGUAGAAAACAACUCCAGAUUACUUCUCUUUCAUUUAUUAUUUUGUGGUUUCUCAGUAAACAUCUUAAAACUGUAAAAAAAAAAAAGUCACUGAGAACUUUUCCAGAUACCAUAUAGGAGGUAAAAUCUGCAGGACCCCACCCUUUGUAUAGAAGAGCCAGAUAUACAUUACACAAAACUGGAUGACAAGAGUAGAUUUUAAAGAAAUGUAAGCAUUUCCAUGUGUUUUUUUUUGCAAUGUCAAACACAGCUGGUUUCUCUUAAAUUAUGGUCUACAGUUAGUUUACUUCAUUCUCAACCCACACGGCCUUGCUGCAGUGUUUAAAGUGUUUUUUUUUCCAUUUUGUGGGACAUAGUUAGGCUUUUGCUUUCGGCCCCAGUCAUUCGCAGCACUAACCCACUCUGAGUGGGCUUAGGCCUGAAGUGGACGCUAUAUCUAUACAAACUCCAUCAAUUAUGACGAUGGGCUGUAUACAAAAAGUGAGACGGACACUCAUCGGCGCUGACCAGCUGCUACAUAAGGGCCCCUGCUGUCGCCACGCACUUAAGGGCUAAAUUUUGUUUCCCCGAUUGCUACCA
Molecule: messenger RNA, 1368 nt
Organism: Menidia menidia (Atlantic silverside)
Lineage: Eukaryota; Metazoa; Chordata; Actinopteri; Atheriniformes; Atherinopsidae
Source: the annotation of a GenBank genome assembly